AUGGCAUCGAUCUUGCCGAUAAUAACCUUCAAGGCUGGUAUCUGUGAUGCAGACGUUCGUUACCCAGUCUCCAUGCCGCAGACCCCGACCUCCAGCAAGCCUUACAAGAUCAAGCCGCAGCCGAACCCCGGCUACAUCUACCUCUACUCAGAAGAUGAUUUGAUCCACUUCUGCUGGCGAGAGCGUAGUGCCGCCUUGGACAACCCCGAUCUCGACCUCGUCAUGGUGCCCAUGGAUGGUGAAUUCGUUGCCCAUACCGCCGAUGAUCAACCUUCAGCAAAGACCAACGGUCGUAUCUUCGUCCUCAAGUUCGGAUCCUCCUCUCAGCGACACUUCUUCUGGCUCCAGUCCAAGCCUCAGUCGCGCAACGGGGACCCCAGCUGGUUCAGCCCCCGCGACAAGAAGAUUGGCGAGAUCGUCAAUGCGCUCCUCCAGGGCGAGGAAGUCAAUGUUGGCCGAGAGCUCGCGCAAGUCCGCAACACCGACAACAGACGGGACGAUGACGACGACGAGACGAUGGAAGAUGCCGAGGGACAUGGAGACCGGAGCGACCAGACCCGAGGAGGCAGUGGCGGUGCUGGACCUGACGCUACAGGCGGCGAUAUCCGGGAAGAGGGCGAGAAUGCCAGAGAGGGCGGAGGCGAUGGAGCACGAGCCGCCGCCGGUGGCUCCAACACAGAUGCGGAUGCUGCUGUUCGGAAUUUCCUGGAGUCAUUACGAGGCAACGCCGGCCUAGGUGGAUCUCAGCAAGGCGGACAGCAACAACACGCCGACAAGCUCUACCCGUACCUCAGCCACCUUCUCCCGAACGAGAUCACCAUUCCGAUGCUUCGAUCAGCCUCAGAGGAGUAUAUUGACAGCCUCUUGAGCUUUUUGCCACCCGCGAUCCUUGUCCUUGCCACGGAAUCCGAUGACUUGGGUGACUCAGAGCCCACCGCAGAGGCAGCUGCGGCGGCUAAGGCUACUUUGAGCCUGGCGGAGAAGAAGAGCUUACUGGAGAGAGUCCUCAGAAGCCCACAGUUCCAUCAAGCACUCGGAAGCUUGACCAUGGCGCUUCGGGAUGGCGGCCUUCCUACCAUUGCGGGAGCACUCAACGUCAAGGUGCCCAAUGGCGGCUAUAUGAGGGGCGGUGCCAUGCCCUUGGGCGGCGGCGAGGCCGUUGAGGCUUUCGUUGAGAGCAUCAAGUCAACGGUCAAGGAGAAGAAGCAGGGUUAA
Messenger RNA from Colletotrichum spaethianum, 1215 nucleotides. RefSeq names its product putative proteasome subunit alpha type-2. Gene Ontology annotation, molecular function: proteasome binding; ubiquitin binding; endopeptidase activator activity. Gene Ontology annotation, biological process: ubiquitin-dependent protein catabolic process. The record is from RefSeq and is a predicted model, not a curated record. NCBI's taxonomy places the organism in Eukaryota, Fungi, Ascomycota, Sordariomycetes, Glomerellales, Glomerellaceae. The transcript is spliced from 4 exons. The coding region runs from base 1 to 1215 and encodes 404 amino acids. Gene Ontology annotation, cellular component: nucleus; cytoplasm; proteasome regulatory particle, lid subcomplex.